AUGGAAGAAGCGGAAGUCCUACAACCCUACGAGCUCAGCUACCCGGAUCUCGUACUUGUGUCGUCCAGCAAUGUAUCAUUGUCGUCGGCGGAAGAGCUUGACAAGUUGCAGUCAACGAGCAAAGCCAUAAUGGAAGCCCUAGGGCCCGUGGGCCCAGGCCUGCUAUCGAUCACCGGCGUCCCCAACGCUGCCGCUCUCCGUCGUGACCUCCUCCCUCUCGCUCGCAAGCUCGCCCUUCUGAACCCAAACCAUCGUAAAACUAUCCUCAAGGAUCACAAAUUGGGGAGCGAUGUGCCUUUGAAAAACCCUGAGAGAAAUGUGUCAUCUUUCGCAAUGCAAAUCAAAUAUUCACAUGAUUUUGAUGAAACCCAAUUGAAUUCAGAGCAUGGAUCAACGGUUGAGUUUGAGAAUCUUGGAAAUGGGUUUAGAGAGUUAGGGUUUGGCAUGAUGGAGCUUGGGCUCCAGCUUGCUCGAGUAUGUGACAGAGCCAUUGGUGGCAAUGAGCUUGAGCAGAGCUUAUUGGAAUCUUGCACUGCCAAAGCUCGCCUCAUUCACUACCAUUCCCCAAUUGAUAAAACCAUUCUUGUAAAAGAAGCUAUGAGCACAAAGAGAACAUCAAAAAGACCCUUAAAUUCUAGCUGGAAACAGAUUGGUGAUGAACAUAAACAACUUUCUGGGAUUGGUUCUGAUAAUCUGUGGCAGCAAUGGCAUUAUGAUUAUGGGAUUUUCACUGUCUUAACAGCUCCAAUGUUUCUAUUGCCUAAUUCUGCACAAGAAGCAACAGAGGAAAGAGAUGAAGAAUGCCCCUAUCCAAAUGGGCAUACUUAUUUGCAAAUAUUUGAUCCCAUCAAGAAUAAUGUGUUCAUGGUGAAGGCCUCACAUGAGAGUUUUAUAGUUCAGGUUGGGGAGUCAGCUGAUAUCAUAUCACGAGGAAAGCUUCGCGCCACCCUGCACUCUGUUGCUAGGCCUUCCAAGUUUGAAAAUUUGAGCAGAGAGACUUUUGUUUUGUUCUUGCAGCCUGCAUGGAACAAAACUUUCUCCAUAACAGAGUAUCCCAUGAACUUGGGGAUGUCGACAGAGGUCAAAGAAGUUGAUGAGCCGGAACAAAGUAGGCUCACUGAAGAAAUACAGAAGAUUGUACCACCUCUGGCAUUGCGGUUGAAGGAUGGGAUGACAUUUGCAGAUUUCUCACGCGAAACCACCAAGCAAUACUAUGGUGGCACUGGUUUGCAGUCUAAUAGAUAA
Molecule: messenger RNA, 1245 nt
Organism: Prunus armeniaca (apricot)
Lineage: Eukaryota; Viridiplantae; Streptophyta; Magnoliopsida; Rosales; Rosaceae
Source: the annotation of a GenBank genome assembly